Amaranthus tricolor (Joseph's coat) is the source of this 462-nucleotide messenger RNA. RefSeq lists its product as uncharacterized. Lineage: Eukaryota; Viridiplantae; Streptophyta; Magnoliopsida; Caryophyllales; Amaranthaceae. The record is from RefSeq and is a predicted model, not a curated record. The transcript is spliced from 3 exons. Bases 1 to 462 code for a protein of 153 amino acids.
AUGUUUGUACUUGCCUCUCAUUCUGAUUAUUCUCCAACUCGGAAACUCACUCACAAUGGCUUAAGUUUAUGUGAGGAAGUAGAUUGCAUAGGACCUCAGUCCGUUUCCAAUAACAUUCUUCCUCCCAUAGAAUUUUUAAGGACCAGACUACCCAUUCUUGCCUCGAGUCCCUUGACUUUGAGGUCGGUGACAUUAAAAUUUCCCUACUUGAGCUUCAUGACAAAGUUUCCAUCAUUACUUUUAUGUUGGACUCUUUUUAUGAAAGAAAUAAAAGGGAUGGUAGUGGAGGAAGUGGUAGAAGAAGAGGAGGUGGUGGAGGAGAAGGCGGAUGAAAAGGGAGAAAAGGUGACCAAAGAAGAAGAGGUAGAUCAAGAAGAAGAAAAAGAAGAAGAAGAAGAAGAAGAUGAUGAUGAGGAGGAGGAGGAAACGAAAGAAGAUGAGGUUGUUCCCCACAUUGCUUAA